Molecule: messenger RNA, 504 nt
Organism: Cooperia oncophora
Lineage: Eukaryota; Metazoa; Nematoda; Chromadorea; Rhabditida; Trichostrongylidae
Source: the annotation of a GenBank genome assembly
AUGUACAUACUUCAUAAGUACCGCAAGACAUUGAUAGUCCUCGGUGUUGGCUUGGUCGCGGUAACAGCUGGCACCAUAUACUAUGUGAAGUAUCGGAAGAAGCGUGAAGAAAAGGGUUUGAAGAAAGCAGUGAAACCCGGCUCCAAAGCAGACCCGAGUCUCGGCAAGUCUACAGAAGAGCGGCCUUCUGAUCUACCAGCUUCACAAAAGCCUGGGCAAGAAGAAGCCAGACCCUUUAGAACUGUUCCGGAGGAUAGCGAUCACCAUGGAGGUGACUCGACAAUCUCGGUGUCGCUCUCACGCAGGCGGCCUUUCAAAAAGGCUUUGAGCCUCAAAGAAAUACUGGACGAUGCUCCUCCCACAGGGAGGAAGCAUAGGGACAGAGGGUCAUCGAGUUCUUCAAACCAGAAAUAUCAACAAAAGGACAAGCCAAAGAUAAAACCUAGCGAGGUAAAGAAGAAACAUACCGAUGGCAAAAAGUCAAAGAAAAGUGAUAGAAGAUAA